Messenger RNA from Pecten maximus, 3506 nucleotides. Its product is annotated as proline-rich transmembrane protein 1-like. The transcript has 12 exons. The record is from RefSeq and is a predicted model, not a curated record. The coding region runs from base 2831 to 3436 and encodes 201 amino acids. Gene Ontology annotation, cellular component: membrane. NCBI's taxonomy places the organism in Eukaryota, Metazoa, Mollusca, Bivalvia, Pectinida, Pectinidae.
GUCGCUUCUUGUGUGCAGUGAGGCAGACAUUGAGGAAGUUAACCCCAGCCGACAAGAACAGCAUUGUGGGCCAGAGGAGUUACGGAACAAUUCAUUUUCGGACAUCUUUCUGAGGCACAUAUCAUUUUUAUUCCUGGUCCUCUGACUUCAGUGGUAGUGGCGACACAACGUAUACUCCGACAUGAAUCUUCCCACAGACCAGAGCGUUGAAGAUGACUAUGUCCCUCCAGCACAAACAACAGACGACACUGCAAUCCUAUCGGAACAUGACAGCCUCCAGUUUCACGACUUUCAGCCGCUUCUACUUCCACCUACGUCUGCAAGUUCUUCGACUCCAUUCAAACGCCCAACUAGAACACCUGCCAUCGUCACUCAACCAGUAAAUACAAGUGUCCCUGAGGACUACAUGGUCUGGUCUAUCAUCACAAUGUGUUGUCCAUUACCAUUUGGUAUAAUGGCACUUUCGGCAUCAUGCGAGUCUCGCCGGAAAGCCCGCCGUGGGGACAUUGAAGGAGCUAAAAUUACCGCAGGAUAUGCUUUGGGAUUAAACAUACUACAGACGUUUUUAGCAGGAGCAGGCCUGUACAUUCUUCUUCUUGAGUAUUCUAACGUUAAUCUAACGAUCCAAUAAACCUGUACGCAUAUAUAGACUUGCCGUUUUAUACACCUUACUACUGAUAUCGUCUUCCUUAUUUCCCCGUAAAUAUGAAGAUCUCAGCUAUGGAAUAGUUAUAUUUGUCUACGGCCCGGGAGCUUCUGUGUGUGGGGAAACAGCAUUACAGAUGGACAACAAUGACCACCAGUCCGUAAUCAAAUGCUACGUAUUAAUCAGCGGAUAGUAAUGACACUUCCAUACAAUGAUUGAGGUCGAGUAAGCAAACAGGACUUUGAGACAUCAUAGCGACCAUCCCAAUAUCGGACCAGAUGUUCCGUAAUGGAGAAUGCCUGGUGCCACCCAUGAAGAUGUUUGUUGUACAUUAUCCUCUGUUUGGUUACGCUGAUAUAUCGUUUACUGUAUCGGAAUAUAGUACUAUCAUGAGAACUAUUCUGAUAUAUUAGUGUUAACCAAAACGCGUUUUACAGAUGUGAUGUUUGUCAUAACUAUAACAUAAACCUAUUGUUAUCCUCUAUCAUACUCUAGGUAUGUCACAGUUAUUCCUAAUCUAAGUUCCGACGUCUCAGCUCACAUAGUGGUAUGUAGUAAUGUAAAUAAUCCAAACGUUACUUCUUACAAUUGUCUGAAUAUUUUUUUUUUCAAAUUAAUCAUUAAUUGUGAUAAAUUAAUAACAUAUAUCAGGUGUGUACCCUGAUCAAAUCAAUCAUUAAUCAUAAUUAAUCAAACACAUAUAACAAGUGUUUAUCCUGAUCAAAUUAAUCAUUAAUCAUGAUAAAUCAAUCACAUAUAACAGGUGUGUACCCUGAUCCAAUCAAUCAUUAAUCAUAAUUAAUCAAACACAUAUAACAAGUGUUUAUCCUGAUCAAAUUAAUCAUUAAUCAUGAUAAAUUAAUGACAUAUAUCAGGUGUGUACCCUGAUCAAAUCAAUCCUUAAUCAUAAUUAAUCAAACACAUAUAACAAGUGUUUAUCCUGAUCAAAUUAAUCAUUAAUCAUGAUAAAUCAAUCACAUAUAACAGGUGUGUACCCUGAUCCAAUCAAUCAUUAAUCAUAGUAAAACAAUAACAUAAACAGGUGUGUACCCCGAUCAAAUAAAUAAAUCAACAAUAUAUGCAUUAAUUAUUCAACAAGAAUUCUCAAAAUAAAUGGUACGCUGAUCAAAUUAAUUUAACUUCACUGCAAUAUAUAUAUUGCCAUUCUACCAGCGUAUCAUAGGAAUGAAAGCUUUCAUGUUUUUAAUGGUCAUUAUGACCUACUUUUUGCGUUAUGCAUAUUGGAGGACAAACUUUGAUAACUUUGUUUAUUGUGUACUUGAUAGUAUUGAAUGGAUAUUCAUUUUAAUACAAAGAACCUGUCGAGCUGUUCCCUAGUAUUAAAAAAUCAUCUUAAAACAUAUUGUGUUCAAUUUUCAUUUUCUUAAAGAAUAGAUAUGCCGUUAUGAAAGGAUAUAGAAUUCAUUGCAAUACAAAUGUAUUUCCCUUUGGAUGCAUUUCGUAUUCCUUUUAAUAUUGACAAACCCAUAAAAACAUAUAUGUAUAAUGAACUACAUUUUGUCGCGUGUCAAUAAUGUGCAGUAGUGAUCAAGAGUAUAUAAUAUCCAUGUAUCCAAGUAUUGGCAGCUUUACCAGAAGAUUCAGGAUUAAUAGUCAUCCAAGAGCAGGAAAGAAAUAUGGAUAUGAAUAGAAAAGUCCGUGGCGUAUACUCCAAUAAUGACUAUGAUUGAUUCGAUGACAAAAAUCUGUGGCCCUUCAAUCGUUUGCUGAGCUAGUGGAGGAUAUAAAAUAUUGGCUACAUUCGAGAAUAUAUAUACACUUAUACUUGCUAGUUAUAAAGACAUUUUAUACUGUUAAACAAAAACACUAUUUACAUAUAGAAAACUCAAAACACAUUGAUUAAAGAUUUAAUGUCUAGUUCGGUAAUUAUCAAACUUCAUGAUUCUAUAUAAAUAUAUGUUCCAUGUCACAAAUAAACAUCGAUAUACAUGUAGUUUGAUAAUUGCAUACUUGUCAUCAUUACACCAAUCCUAUUAAUUAGAAACGUGACAACAAUAUCAAGCUAAUUAAUCCUAUACUACAUGCAUUCAACUCAUGACAUCGUGGUGCUGUUUAUUCCGAUCGGGAUGUUCAACAACGCCAGUAUCGUUGAGAUGAUAACGGCUCAAAAGCGGCAAUACUUUUUCAUCCAAGUCACGGUAACUCAAAAAGGUAUUUUCAGUAAUGUCUGAAUACCAGCAGUUCACUGACGAGGAUUCCGUUCCAAGCUCCCCAUCUUUGCCACGAGAGGCAUGCGUCAGUGAUAGUCCACCGCCAUAUUUUCCACCUACGGAUGAAGGAAACGCACAGUACACAUGGGGAGCCAGCCCAGCAUGUGGACAGAGUGUGACGUCACUACUUCCAAUAGAUGGACCCAAACCGCCACCGUACAGCCAUAUCGACAUUGAUGCACCCCCUCCUUUCGAUUUACACGAUACUGAGUAUGGCCACCCUACUACCCACACUCCAGUACAGCCGUCCUCCGCUAAUGACACCAGCGUCGUCAUACAACAGCCAAAUGGCACCGAGCUGCCCUCAGUGGUACAUGUACAUACCCCUGUACCCAAUGACUAUCUAGGCUGGUCCAUUUGUGGCUGUCUGUGCUGUAUAUGGUCACUCGGAAUCUGUGCCAUUAUCUCGUCCUACGAUUCUCGUAGAGCUGCCGAUAACGGCGACAUGGCGAACGCCAAGACCAGCUCACUCUGCGCCCUGAGAAUAAACAUUAUCAACAUGGUGGUCGGCGUGGUGGUUAUGACAUAUUGUCUACUCCGGUUCGGACUUGGUUAUUAAUAUAUCCAGUCCGUUAUUGUGUGGUAGUAAUUAUACAACCAAUUUUUAAUUAAAGAGAUAUGCAAUGCCA